Molecule: messenger RNA, 7788 nt
Organism: Astrephomene gubernaculifera
Lineage: Eukaryota; Viridiplantae; Chlorophyta; Chlorophyceae; Chlamydomonadales; Astrephomenaceae
Source: the annotation of a GenBank genome assembly
CAAGAUAGAAAUAACAAGAUUCAGUUGUAGAAGCAAAGUUCCUUUACAUCCACGGAGGAUUAACGCUGGCAGAAGCAUCAUUGGGCUUGUAGCUAUAGCAAGACGCAAAAUUACCUUGUUUCCGGUACUCCUACUGCUUACGUGCUAUACGGAGUUGGUGUGUCAUUUCUAGUCCGCUUCUAGCGACACAGGAGCUUGGCGAUUGUGCAUCUCACUGAACCUUAGCAGGCUCCUAAGAUGUCGUUCAAAACUGGCGACGAAUGGCGUCGCCAGAAGGAGCUGGAGGAGGCCCGUAAGGCCGGUUUGGCGCCGGCCGAGGUCGAUGAGAAUGGCAGGGAAAUUAACCCCCACAUCCCUCAGUAUAUGGCCACGGCGCCUUGGUACCUGAACACGGACAAACCCACCCUUAAGCAUCAGCGUAACUGGAACGACAAGGGGAAGGAUGCGGACCAGUGGUACGAUCGUGGCGUCAAGGUCUUCCAAGCGACCAAGUGGCGGAAAGGGGCAUGCGAAAAUUGUGGGGCCAUGACGCACAAAACAAAGGACUGCUUAGAGCGGCCACGCAGCAAAGGUGCAAAGUGGACAAACAUGAACAUUGCGCCGGAUGAGAAGGUGGAGGACAUACAGCUGGGCGGCUUUGAGAGCAAGCGCGACCGCUGGAACGGCUACGACGCAAAGGAGUACGCGCGCAUCGUGGACCGCUUCGAGCACCUGGAGGAGAUCAGGAAGGAGACUAAAAAGAAGGAACAGCUGGCCGCAAUCCACAAGAAGGGCGAGGCGGCUGAGGAGGCUGCGGAGGCGGAAGCCACAGCUGAUGGCGCCAUCGACGAGGAUGAGACGAAGAUUAAGGAGGAGGAGGAAGCGGGCUUUGGUGAGGUGAAGAAGCGCGUGCGCACCACCGCGGGUGGCUCCACGGGCUCGGUGCGCAACCUGCGUAUCCGCGAGGACAUCGCCAAGUACCUGCUGAACCUGGACGUCAAUUCCGCCUACUACGACCCCAAGUCCAGGUCUAUGCGCGAGGACCCGCAGCCCGACAAGCCCAUCAGCGAGAAGCUCUUCCAGGGCGACAACUUCGUGCGCAACGGCGGCGAGUUCGCGGCCUGGCAGAGCCUGCAGCUGCACUCGAUCAAUGCGCACGAGAAGGGGCUGGACGUGCACAUGCAGGCCAACCCCUCGCUCGCCGAGAUGCUGUACAAGCAGUUCAAGGAGAAGAAGGAGAAGCUGGAGAACAAGACCAAGGAGGAUGUGAUGGAGAAGUACGGCAGUGCCGCCGCGCCGCUGCCGGAGGACGUCAAGGUGCUGGCGGGGAGCGAGCGGUAUGUGGAGUACGACCGGACGGGGCGGGUGAUCAAGGGCGUGGAGGUGAAGGCGAAGAGCCGCUACGAGGAGGACGUGCUGGUCAACAACCACACCUGCGUGUGGGGCUCCUGGUGGCGCGAGGGUGUGUGGGGCUACGCGUGCUGCCACUCCACCGUCAAGAACAGCUACUGCACCGGCAAGGCCGGCGAGGCGGCUGCAGCGCAGGUGGACGAGGCCAUGCUCGCCAACAUGGAGGCGGCCGCACGGGAGCGGGAGGCGGCGGAGCUGAAGCGGCGCCAGGAGUCCAAGCUGAAUGACUACAAGUUCCAGACAGACGUGUGGGGCACGGACGGGCCGGACGGAGAGCUGGACGCCAAGAAGGUGGAUGCCGCCAUGCGCAAGCUGGAGGAGCGUGAGCGCGUUGCCAUGGAGGGCGACAAGGCCAAGCGCAAGUUCAACAGCCUGGAGGGCGCAGGCGGCGAGCACGUGACACCGGAGGAGAUGGAGGCGUACCGCAUCAAGAAGGGGCGCGGUGACGACCCGCUGGCCGCGCUGAUGCAGGCGCAGAAGGACGCGGACGGCAGCAACGCUGGGGGGACAGGGACGGCAGGAUAUGAGCUGCUAUGAGUGGGGUUCGCUGUACGGGUGUGUACAUGGUUUAGUGACAUUGGGGUGGGGGUCAGCUGCCGAUGUAUGACAGCUUGAUUGAACUAGUGUUAACUGUUUGGGUUAUUUACGACAGGUUUGUACUGGAAGGCUGGUUAAACGGGGCAAGUUUGAGCAACGAAUGGCUGAAGUGUGUCCUUUGUCGGAUGCUUCCGCUGCGGCCUAAUGGUGCGGGUAGUGGUGUUGCUGGCAUAGCUUUGACGUUGGUUUUGUGAUGUGGCUGCUUCGAAACUCCUCCUGAACUCAAUCGUACGCGCACGGGUGUUGCGCCUCGUGUGCUAGUGAGUGAAUUGCAAUGAGGACACGAUAAUUGCGUCUGAUAUUGUAGCAAUAUGUGUCAUGCGUGUGCUAGCAACUUACUACGCAAGCCAGCAUAAGCGUAACGUCAGGGGCCUUUCAGUUGCGUUUAUGAGGCCAUGACAUUGAGCUGCUUGCUCUGCAUCGCAAUAGAUGACCCAAACAUGUGGUGUUCAUUGAACUUUAGUGUGCAGCGCAGACGCGACAAAUGCUAAGGUUGGCUCGGGAUGACACUGGGCUGUUGUGGUAGCACUCGGGCACGCACCUGUGGACGCAAUCCUGGUGACAAGUUCUACACAUGUAAAUUUACCCCAAUGCUAUGCAGGUAACAUGCCUCGUGGUAAAAUGCUUUCGGCAGAGUGCAGUUGUCCGGCAGUACCAGCUUCUGAGCCGAUCCUGUAUGAUUGAUGGGGGGUCUGCUCAUACGCAAGUUGAUACUAAUACAAAAUUCGUUUCAUACGAAGGCUGCUUCCCCUCUAGAUAGGACUAGAGUCCAUUGGCGUCGUUUCACUAUAGUAUAACGUCGGCCCCAGACGGUUUCCACCUUGCUCGUCUGGGGCCCUGAUGCACCUUACAGCCUUAACUGCAGUAGCCAAUGCACGAUUAUAGUGGGGACACCUGCUGAUGAGCGCUCAGGCGAGGGAACUUGUUCGCAGAGCGGUGACAGUGUUACUUUGUGGCAGAACUGCCCGAGAGGAGGCAUCGCUUAACAGCAAACCACAGCCCAGUGCGUCAGGUGCUCCGUUGCCAGCAGUGCCCCUGUCAGAGCUGUCGGCAAGAAUGCAGAACAUUCCUUCACCCUCACACCCGCCGAUCACACCGAGCACGGAGGAGCAAGAGGUUGAUUAUGCGCUGGUUCAAAGUGUUGUCGAGCAGGCAGUGCGCCAGGUCCGGGCCACAAGCUCUGCCGCGUCUCUGGGCAGGCCCCGCAGCACAGGCGAAGUCGUGUCCCGAAAAUUUUGGCAGGAAGAAAGCUUGGGAUAUGGCGAAGUAAUUACAGAUGGCUUUUACGACAUCCAUGGCGACUAUCCGGAGGUUUGUGAAGGCGCCGAUGAGUUCCCUUCGUUGGCGGACUUGCGGAAGGUCCGCACCAGCGAGGGCGAUGUGCGAGAGGUCGUCGUCGUGGACCACGAAGACGACAGCGGGCUGCUUGGCGUGGAGGAGACGCUCUCGGAGGCCAUGGGGGAGGCCAGCCCACAGGACACAGUCGCUCGUAUUCAGGUGUUGGCCAGCGUGGUUUGCGAGCGCUUCGGCGGCGUGUUCGACAGUGAGCGCACGCUGGAGGUCCUCUGGCGGGCGAACAGCGCGAAUGAAAGGCGCCGCAACCGUUCGGUGGUUCUACCGCUGUGCGGACUCGAAACGGGCGCCGGCCGGCACCGCGCGCUGCUUUUCAAGGUGCUGGCCGACGCGCUGAAGCUGCCGUGCAAGCUCAUCCGCGGCGCGACGUUGUGCGGAUCCGACAGCGCUGCGGAUGCGGUGGUGCAGGUGGAGGGGGUGGAGUACGUGGUUGACCUGGUCAUACACCCCGGCAGGCUGAUGACGAUGGAGCAGUACGCGGUGCGGGUGCAGCAGCGGCGCACGGCGACUGACAGCUUGCCUCGGUCGACAUCCAUGGGGAACGCGGAGGCCUCCGCAGCCGCGAUCCCCAGCGCCGCUGCAAUGCCCGAGAGCACCUCCUCCGGCAGCAACCACGUAGUAGCAGGUAGCUCCCUGUCAACCGGCGGCGUGGCAGGCGGCGGCGGUGCUGCUGGUAUUACUGGCACCAUCACCCCCACUGCUAGCGCCACGCUCCCCUCGGGUCCGCUCGGCGCCGCCAUCGCCUCUCCCGCCGACCUAUCAGCGCUCCCAGCACACAACAGCCCCCGCGCACUGCAGUUCCGGCCGCCUCCCCUGGCGCCGCCGGUUCCCCCGCCGCUGGGGGCGUUUGGAAACCCGCCGCUGGUGGGCAACUCGCCGCAUGUGCACGCCGCCAGCCGCUUCAUGGUCGGCGGCGGGGGGCACGGCUCCUCUUCUUCGGGCUCCGGAAGCGGUCCCGCCAUUGCAGGCAGCCGCAUUCGCUUCGCCAUUGGAGCACCCACCGCGGAAACCGCAAGCCAGCCCGCAGCAGCUGGGAAAGGCGCGCUGCCGUUGCCGGCGGUUGGGGCGCCUGCGUCGGCGUCGGUCCGGGCACCCGCGUCCUCUGGCGGCGGCGGCGUAGCAAAGAUGCUGUCUGCUCCGCCUGUCCGCGACACCAGCUCCGUUAGCGGCGCGGCAGCGGGUGCCAGCAGCAGUGGGCGGCAGAGCCAUGUCGGGAUGUUGCCCAAUAAGGCGCACUCAAUGAACGAUCUUGGGGUGUCGCAGUCGCAUUCGCAGGGGGCGAUCACCCCCACGGGAUCGGGUGCAGGCGACCUCAUACGCUUUGACUCGGGGUCGUUGGCUGAGAACCUGGCGUUGAGCGGACUGGAGCCCGCGGGGUCGGUGCCCAGGCCGCCGGUGACGCCCGCCACUGCGCCGCCCGCAGCUCCUGCACCCCCCUCCUCGCACCCGCCGCACUCGCACUCGCAGCAUCCGCAUGCACUUCAAGGCAGCAGCACCAACAACAACCAUACCCGGCAGGAAUCUUUUGACCAGAACGGCUGGGUGAAAUUCGGGGGCAGCUUUGGUCGGGUUGCGGAGGACAUCCAGUCGGCGGUGCAUGCGGGGGUGCAUGCGGCCGGACCGGGGCCCAGUCCGCUGGGUCUACCGAACGCGCUAGGGUCGGGCUGCGUCACAGGCGGCUUCGCAGCGCACCCGCCGCCACAGCAUGCACCCGUCCUAGACACUGUCGGCAGCCGGGAUGCGAGGGCGGCGCCGCCGGGCUUCCAGCAGAGCGCCUUUGCCAACGUGCAGCUGCCAUGUGCCGGGGCUGCAGCGGCAGGCGGUGUGGGUGCGGCGAGCAGUAGCAGCAACGUCAGCUGGAGCGUGGUGGUCAGCGGCGCUGGCGGCGGGAGGACCUCGGCGCCCGGAGGCAACCUGCCGCAGCAACCGCAACCGCCGCAGCAGCCGCAUGUCGCUGCUCCGCAUGCAGCUGUGGGGGUGCCUCAGUCUGCGUUCUGGACGCCGGCACGUGCGAGUCUGCAGGGCCUGGCUGCGGCAUUCCCGGAGAUGCCCCCGCAACAACCGCAGCCCCUGGGUCCUGGGCUGUCUCCGCUGGUGCAGCAGGCACCGGGAGCCGGUCCGCUGGUGGGAAUGCCUGCGACCGUGGUGCCGCCAGCUCCCGGCUACAGCACUCAAGCGCAGCCGCAACUGCAGCCGCCCAUCCGGCCGCACGCAAACGUGGUGGCUGGUGUGAUGCCGGUCCCUACUGGCAACGGCAGGGUCGCCCCGGGCAUGCAUCACCAGCCCGCGCAGCUGCCCAAGCCUGUUGAGGGCGGCAACGGCAGCAAAGCGCCCUCACCACCGCCGGGAGCAGCCCCUGCCGGCGGCGACGGUGACCUCUUCCGGGACCUGUCUCCCUUUGUCAGCCAGCAGACCCGCAGCUCAGCCACGUCUAGCGGCGGUCCGCAACAGCAGCAGCAGCAGCCUGAGGAGGCAGCGCUGGCGGCUGUAGCAGCACCCGGCAGGGAGCCUGCUGGCCGUGUGUCCGUGACGUUGCCGCCGGAGCCGCAGCCGCAGCAGCCGAUGCCUGUGCCCCAGGUGGUGGAGCCGGCUGCUCAGUACCAGGACAUCAGCCCCACGGACUUGACACUCAUCAGGCGUAUUGGCGGCGGAAGCUACGGCACCGUCUACCGCGGCACCUGGCGCGGCACCGAGGUGGCAGUCAAGCUGCUGGGCGAGCAGAACGUGGACGAGGGGCGCAUUCGGGAGUUCCAAGCGGAGGUGACAAUCAUGAACCGCCUGCGACACCCCAACAUCGUGCUCUUCAUGGGCGCAGUCACCACGGGGGAGCAGCUGGCCAUCGUGACGGAGUUCGUGCCGCGCGGCUCCCUGUUCCGGCUGCUGCACGACCCCAAUGCGACGCUGGAUGCGAGGCGCAGGCUGAACAUGGCUCGCGACAUUGCAAAGGGCAUGGAGUACUUGCACAGCUUGCGGCCGCCGGUGGUGCACCGGGACCUCAAGUCACCUAACCUGCUGGUAGACCGGCAAUGGACCGUCAAGGUGUGCGACUUUGGGCUGUCCCGGACCCUGAGCAACACCUACCUCACAGCGGGUACCCAGGCAGGGACGGCUGAGUGGAUGGCGCCGGAGGUGCUUCGCAGCGAGGUGUGCGACGAGAAGUGCGAUGUGUUUAGCUUUGGGGUCAUCAUGUAUGAACUGGUAACGGGGCGCAAGCCCUGGGAGGGGCUCAACGUAGGGCAGGUUGUAGCGGAGGUGGCGUUCAAGCACCGGCGCCUGACGCUGCCGGCAGGCGUGGAGCCGACUGUGAGGUCGCUCAUAGAGAGCUGCUGGGCGAAUGACCCCCGGGAGCGGCCGUCCUUCACGCAGAUACUGGCCAUCAUGGCCGCAUGGACCGAGCUGCGGCUGGUCCUCAACACGGACUUGUAAUAGCAGGAGGCGGCCACUAGGGCCGGGCAGUAGGAUGAACGCUCGUAUUCACAGCUUUUCAGAGUUACAUGGGUAGUAAUUGGUACUUCGCAACCCGCGUUGGUUGUAUAAUUUGGUUAGGCUCGACAGUUCUUCGCGUGGAUGUAUGGCCUUACGGAUUUGACUUUAGCAGUGGUGGUGUUGCGUGUUGCUGUGAAGGCGCAUGCUCUCUUUGCACGUUUCUGGGUGUUUUGCACAUUUUGCCUUUGCAGUGCAUACGGUUGAGGCAAAUUUCCUUUGUUGCUUCUAGGUCGCUUUUUGGUCGCAUAGGCAAGUAGUUUGCCGUCGCCAAUGCGCGUGAACAACCCUUCUUUAACGUACGUACAUAGCAUACGCGCUUUGGUGCAGUACCGUAAGCGACCGCGCCGUCAGAAUAGCUGGGUGCGAAUCAGGGGACACCGACAGGUUCACUUAACCUGCGCUGCACUCUCUCAUGUAUCUGCUUGACUGUUGGGCCCCUCUUUGCCAUGGGUGGUAUACCGGUACCUGGAUUGGCAUGUCUUGGCGCAUCUGGUCAAGCCUUGUGGCACUACACCUUGGCUUCUCUGCUGAACGUCGCACCCUGUUAUAGGAUUAGCGACCUAAAGACACUGGUGUGCAGCAUAGCCCCUGGGAAAUGCCGUGACGCAAGCGUAUGCGUUACAUUACCAUUAUAGCGAGUCGGCAAACACAUAGAUUGCAGCGCAAAUGGAACGGUUCAAGGUGUCGGCAGUGUUAGACAGGACUCGGCACCGUAUCAUAGCGUAUAAGGCGCCACCUGUUCGACCGCUACGCGGCAACGCGUUCCGAUGUUCGUUGCGUAUCACUGCCAGAGAACGUAGCCUUCCGUUGUGUUAUUACAGAUAGUCACGGUGAAAAUUGAACGGCGGAUCGGCGCAACAUAAGGAGGCCGCCCCUCCCCUUCGGCGUGGACAACCUGGACGUGUUGCAGAGUCGCAGAUGGACGCACCCUUCUUCAGUCCGCGCAUGGGGCUGCUGACGGGG